Messenger RNA from Prunus dulcis (almond), 2305 nucleotides. RefSeq names its product ATP-dependent Clp protease proteolytic subunit-related protein 4, chloroplastic-like. The transcript is spliced from 7 exons. Gene Ontology annotation, cellular component: endopeptidase Clp complex. Gene Ontology annotation, molecular function: ATPase binding; ATP-dependent peptidase activity; serine-type endopeptidase activity. The record is from RefSeq and is a predicted model, not a curated record. NCBI's taxonomy places the organism in Eukaryota, Viridiplantae, Streptophyta, Magnoliopsida, Rosales, Rosaceae. Bases 65 to 982 code for a protein of 305 amino acids. Gene Ontology annotation, biological process: protein quality control for misfolded or incompletely synthesized proteins.
CCAGUUUUCACAUACUCACAGUUGGCCACAGCCUUCUCCAGUUAAAGAGCGCUCCAAACCAUCAAUGGAGGUCGCCACCACGGCUUCAAGCUUCGCGCUUCACACGCGCAUGUUAGCAUCGCCAACCACUCGCCGAGCCCUAAGCUCUAGCCGCACCCAAACGACGUCGUCCCCUACCCUUCCCAGAGCUUCCCUCUCCACCAAUUUCCUCUCUCCCUUCGCCGGCACCAGCAUCUCCUCCGAAUUUUCCGGCCACAAGCUCCGCCCCUCGAGCCUCAACCCAGCGUCGUUCCGUGGCUACAAGCCCAAACGCGGUGUCGUCACCAUGGUUAUUCCGUUUCAAAGAGGAAGUGCAUGGGAGCAACCGCCUCCAGACCUGGCAUCAUAUCUGUACAAAAAUCGAAUUGUGUACUUGGGCAUGUCACUUGUUCCUUCAGUGACGGAGUUGAUACUGGCGGAGUUUCUCUACCUUCAGUAUGAAGAUGAAACGAAGCCCAUUUACUUGUACGUAAAUUCCACUGGAACAACCAAGGGUGGUGAGAAGUUAGGUUACGAAACAGAGGCUUUUGCAAUAUAUGAUGUCAUGAGGUAUGUCAAACCACCUAUAUUUACUCUGUGUGUUGGUAACGCUUGGGGAGAAGCUGCCUUACUUUUGGCUGCUGGUUCGAAAGGAAACCGUUCUGCUUUACCCUCAUCAACAAUCAUGAUGAAGCAGCCAAUUGCAAGGUUUCAAGGUCAAGCAACAGAUAUUGAACUUGCAAGAAGGGAAGUGAGGAAUGUUAAAGAUGAGUUGGUUAAGCUCUUUUCAAAGCAUCUUGGAAAGUCAACUGAGCAAAUUGAAGCAGACAUUAGACGUCCGAAAUAUUUUAGUCCUAGUGAAGCAGUUGAAUAUGGCAUCAUAGACAAGGUACUGUACAAUGAAAGGACUACCGAAGACAGAGGAGUUGUCUCAGACCUGAAAAAAGCACAACUUAUUCCGUAGGAAGACUGAAUGAUCCUCAGAAGGAAUAUUCAGGUACAGGGAAAUAAUGAGUUAUUGUCAGAUUGUAAGUUAGUGAUGUUCAAUUUUUUUAUUUUUUUUUUCAUUACAUGAAAUUUAUAAUGGCUAAUAUUUGAGUAUGAAAAUCAAGUGGAAUUUUGUCAGAAAUUGUCCUAAACUUUCUGAACUUCUAUGCAAUGCAUGUUUUCUGUUGUUCAAUAAUUUUGACGGCUUCAGGAGAGUCCAAUUAGUUGGGUUGUCAUUCAGAACUACUGGAUUUGACUUUGUUGUGCGUUAAGUUCUGGUUAUUUGAGAAAGGGUGUAAAGUUCUGGUUUCAUAAAAAGUUCUGGUAGUUGAGAAAGAGUGGAAAGUCCCCUUCAGUCAGCCACACGAACCCCCUGAUGAGGUUGGAAACCCAUGUUCUUGGAUAGUGUACCACAGCACAUCAUUCCACAACAUUGACAUUAUAGUUCUUUUUAGCAUAUUUAGUGUAAUGUUGGAACCGCCACAUAUGCUGUGCUAUGAUGGCCUUUAUUAAACUCAACAGGCUAGUAUGGAAGAGGAACUGGGUUGUGUGGAUAUGUACUUUCCGUUUACUGAGAAAUUUGCUCUCUCUAGUGUCGUUUUGAUGCUUUUCAAACAUUUUAGUGCUCACAAUCACUCCCAGUUUCAAUUAUUAACCAUUACAUUGCUUUAGUAUGAGUAUAGAUUAUUCUGGAAUUGGGAUGUAAAUGUGUGUUCUUUUCGUGGCCAUACCACCUUUACCACUAUUUUUCCUUAUGAUUCUGAAAGCGACACCUGGAAUAGGUGCUGUCUAAAGUUGUUGGGUUGGCCAUAUGGUUAGCUUGCUUUACAGCUUACAUUUGCCUUUUAUUUUUUGUUGAUUGCCAAAAUUGGGAGUGAAGAUGACUAAUGAGGCAAUUUUGGUUGAUGGUAUGCUUCGUGGCUUGUAGUUUUGGUUUCAUUAACCAAAAACAUAACCUUUUGCACUUUUCCUGUCAUCCCAAGUUACAAGUGUAAGAGAGGGAUGUGUCAAAGUAGCACAUCUGAAGAUAUGAACCUUACACAUAUUUCAGUGCACUCUCUACAGUUUCUCGUCCAUUAUUCGCUCUAAGUGGUUGUCCCAUUUAUGGAUGUGAUGUCAUUUUUGAGCCCCAUUUAUUUUGAAAGUCACAUUCCUGGAAUUAUGACAGUAUGAAUUAGUUAUUAUGAUAGAAAGUCUUUGUCGUUUGUAGUUGAUACAAAUAUGUUAUUAUGGCGUAGAUGAAUUUAAUCUUGGUAAUAGUUAUGUAAUUUUAUUUUAAAAUGUGGAUCAAGAAGCUUAA